GCACCCUCAAUCUCUAGAAUCCAACGUUGGCUCACUACCCUGACAUCCGUCGUUUCCAAAUUGGAUCGCACACAUUCCGUCUUGGUUAACAAGGUUUUGAGUUUGCCAUGGACUGUGAUGGAUGAUCAAUUUGUAGCGGUUUAUUCUAGAUUUGUUCAUGGCUUGGUUAGUGCUCGUAGUGAAUGGAUACAUCUUGUAGUAGAGAAAGUCGUACAGGGCCUACAUUAUCUCUUACCUAAAGAAAUCACUCGAAGAUUAAUCUAUCAACGUCUGCAUAGCCUAUUGCGCUCAAUCUUACGGCUUGUCCCCACACUUCCUUCUAUCCUUUGGCCAAUACUCGAGUCCAGCUACCCCAACAAGCGCGAAAAUAGGGAUGCACAUACUUGCUACACUGCUAACCUACUGAAGAUCACGACCUACUGCGAUGAAUUGAUGGAGCAGAUUGUAAAAUUGACAAUUGAUCGAUGUGUAAAGUUGGAUGUUGAAAUUCAAGUUGAAGUUGAAGAUUGGGAAGACGAUGACGAACCUGAACCUGAAGAUGAUGCGGAACUUGAUGCCGGCGAAUGUCUUGAGCUGGAUGACCUCUCUUCUGAUGACGGUCAAUCCUCUGAUGAAAACGAACCGACCAAUGCACCAUCACCUGCAUCAAUACGGAAAGUUAAGGAAUUGGCCGCUAAAUUAGAUGGCAUCUUACGUUGUAUUUUGGACCAUCUGCAUGCCGCCCCGGAACCCCGGUUUCAAGCCGAGAAAGAACUAUUUUUCGACGUAUUAUUGUCAUCAUUUGAGUCUUGCAUUCUAAGAACCCAACGCACUCGCCAUACUCAGUUCGUUAUCUUUUGGUAUGCAUCUGUGCAUCCUGACUUUGCGGAUUCUCUCCUCGCUACCUUGGUGGAGUGCGCCCUAUACGCAUAUGACGACUCGACACACCCGAUCGUGACCAGAGUAGCUUCCUUAGGAUAUAUUGCCAGUCUGGUUAGUCGAGCGCGAUACAUUGAUAAGCAAACCACAAGACAUGUGGUGUCACUUCUAUGCGCAAGACUCGAAGCUGGAUUGGUUGGCGAAGGAAAUGGAAACUCUUAUGCUCUCUGGUACUCUAUCGCUCAAGCAGUCUUUUAUAUCUUUUGCUUUCGAUGGAAGGAUUUACUUGUCGGUGAAGAUGAAGAGAUUGAGGAUGAGGAUAGCCUCAGUCCGGGAAAACAAGUAGGUAGAUGGUUGACAGGAUUAAAAGUAUUGGAGCGUGCGGUGUCUAGUCACUUGAACCCAUUGAAGGCUUGUGCUCCAACUGUUGUUUCUCAAUUCGCCAAAGUUGCCCAUCAAACGAAUUUCAUCUACUGUUAUAAUAUCCUAAGAUCUAAUGAUCGAAGUGGUCUAAAUAGUAGUGGUAAAUCUAGAAUGGAUUCCUUUUUUCCAUUCGAUCCUUGUCGAUUACCACUCACAUUGGUUUAUCUGGAAAAGAUUUAUCGGGUAUGGGAAGGAGCUCCUGGUGAUGCUGAAGAUGGUGAUGAAGAAGAUGAAGACGAUGAAGAUGAAGAUUGA
This is a messenger RNA of Melampsora larici-populina 98AG31, 1536 nucleotides long. RefSeq lists its product as uncharacterized. The record is from RefSeq and is a predicted model, not a curated record. Gene Ontology annotation, cellular component: nucleus. Gene Ontology annotation, molecular function: RNA polymerase I general transcription initiation factor activity; RNA polymerase I core binding. Lineage: Eukaryota; Fungi; Basidiomycota; Pucciniomycetes; Pucciniales; Melampsoraceae. Gene Ontology annotation, biological process: transcription initiation at RNA polymerase I promoter. The transcript has 6 exons. The annotation marks the transcript as partial.